AUGAGUUCAUUGUAUUAUGCGAAUGCUUUAUUUUCUAAAUAUCCAGCCGCAAGUUCGGUUUUCGCUCCAGGAGCCUUUCCCGAACAAACUUCUUGUGCCUUUGCUUCCAACCCCCAGCGCCCGGGCUAUGGAGCAGGUCCCGGCGCUCCGUUCUCCGCCUCGGUGCAGGGCCUGUACCCCGGCGGGGGGGGCAUGGCGGGCCAGAGCGCGGCCGGCGUCUACGCGGCCGGCUACGGGCUCGAACCGAGUUCCUUCAACAUGCACUGCGCGCCCUUUGAGCAGAACCUCUCCGGGGUGUGUCCGGGCGACCCCGCCAAGGCGGCUGGCGCCAAGGAGCAGAGGGACUCGGACUUGGCGGCCGAGAGUAACUUCCGGAUCUACCCCUGGAUGCGAAGCUCAGGAACUGACCGAAAGCGGGGCCGCCAGACCUACACGCGCUACCAGACCUUGGAGCUGGAGAAGGAGUUUCACUACAAUCGCUACCUGACCCGGCGACGGCGCAUUGAGAUUGCGCACGCACUCUGCCUCACCGAAAGACAGAUCAAGAUCUGGUUUCAGAACCGACGUAUGAAGUGGAAAAAGGAGAACAAAACCUCAGGCCCGGGCGUCACUGGCCAGGAUAAGGCUGAAGCAGAGGAGGAGGAAGAAGAGUGAGGGACGGGGAGAGCGAA
This is a messenger RNA of Microtus ochrogaster (prairie vole), 671 nucleotides long. RefSeq names its product homeobox B7 (gene Hoxb7). NCBI's taxonomy places the organism in Eukaryota, Metazoa, Chordata, Mammalia, Rodentia, Cricetidae. Gene Ontology annotation, molecular function: RNA polymerase II cis-regulatory region sequence-specific DNA binding; DNA-binding transcription factor activity, RNA polymerase II-specific. Gene Ontology annotation, biological process: regulation of transcription by RNA polymerase II; anterior/posterior pattern specification. Gene Ontology annotation, cellular component: nucleus. The record is from RefSeq and is a predicted model, not a curated record.